AUGACACGAAUGCGUACACGAGCACGUGUGCAUUCUCAAGGCGACGGCGCCGAGGGCAGUGGCAGUAGUCAUCGAAUCAGCGACACAAAUGUAGUUAUACAAUCCCCCGCCACCGUUAUGGAUGAUACAACCACUAGUGUACCGUCUCCAUCGGCAUCCACGCUAUGGGAGAUUGAGAUGCCUCCUUCUGGAUCCAAUGUUGGAGACGUCUCCCAUGAAAGCCAUUUUGCCGCUGCUGCCGCCAUCGCUGUUCUUGGUCGAGGGUAAGU
This is a messenger RNA of Cylicostephanus goldi, 269 nucleotides long. NCBI's taxonomy places the organism in Eukaryota, Metazoa, Nematoda, Chromadorea, Rhabditida, Strongylidae. The record is from the annotation of a GenBank genome assembly.